Phytophthora infestans T30-4 is the source of this 1203-nucleotide messenger RNA. RefSeq lists its product as uncharacterized. The record is from RefSeq and is a predicted model, not a curated record. Gene Ontology annotation, cellular component: GPI-anchor transamidase complex; membrane. Gene Ontology annotation, biological process: attachment of GPI anchor to protein; protein localization to cell surface. The transcript has 5 exons. Lineage: Eukaryota; Oomycota; Peronosporomycetes; Peronosporales; Peronosporaceae. The coding region runs from base 1 to 1203 and encodes 400 amino acids.
AUGCCGCGCCUAGGUCUACCUGCUGUGCUGCUGCUGGGCACAUGCGUACGGGUCUUCCUGUACGCCGUGCCAUGUAUACACGCGACACUAUCGACCCGUCCCGAGUUGGCGACAUCCGUCUCGUCCUUUCGCCGCCUACAGGAGGGAGUUUUUCUCUUCCAGUCCACAGGCUCGCCCUACUCUGGGGACGUGUAUCAUCAGCCCCCGCUGCUCUUCGCUCUACUGUAUCCAGUGCUGCAGAUAACCCCAGCGUCUCUCCAAUACUUUAUGUCAUGUGCUGUAUUUGUUAUCGUGGAUCUAUUACUCGCAAUGGGCUUCGCUCGCCUCUGUGAAAAAAAUUUGAAGCUGGAGGAGGGACGUCGCUGCGUAUUUGAGGAUAAGGAGAUCUGGCUCACUCAAAUCCCCGUUUCGCCACUGUUUAAGCCUCAAAAUCUGUCAACGACAGUGGCUUUUAUUGCAUUGAUGAAUCCAUAUUCCCUGGCCUCAAGUGUAGCCAUGUCCACAGUUGGGUUUACUCAUUUGGCGGUGCUCUACAGUUUGGUCUUCGCCUCAGAAGGCGCUAUGGCUGCGUCUAUGAUGUGUGUGGCGGUGGGCGCGUAUCUGUCCGUGUACCCAUGUUUCCUGAUUGUACCCAUCUUGCUGCUGCUACGCUCAGAAACGUACGUGUGGGUGGCGAAAUACUCGGAUUUGACCCCGAACGUUGGCAUUUUCUGGUACUUCUUUAUGGAAGUCUUCGACCGCUUCAUCCCGUACUUUCUCUUCGUGCUGCACUUGCAUCCAGCCAUUUACGUCGUCCCGAUCUACCUCCGACUAGCACAUCGUCCCCAAGCCUACGCCUGUGCGUUGAUCGGUAUCUUUUCUCUCUUCCAGGCGUAUCCUAGCUUCGGUGACUUUGGCUUUUUUCUCUCGAUGCUGGCGUUGCAUCCGAAGACGAUAAUGACGAUCGAGAACCGAUUCGUCUACGUGCUCGGCCUGGGUGUGGCUACAUGUAUGUUGCCCGUGAUGUGGUUCUUGUGGCUCUUUCCGGCCUCUGGCAACGCGAAUUUCUUCUACAACCAGACGUUGGUGUACCAGAUCUUCAAUACUCAAAUCAUCACAGCGUUCGUAGGAGCGACCAUGAAGCGCGACAAGGAAGUUGACAAGUACCGGGUUAGCCGCUUGAAAGAGCUGGAAAAAUCCAAGACCGUCGAAGCAAGUGAAUAA